Molecule: messenger RNA, 1887 nt
Organism: Emys orbicularis (European pond turtle)
Lineage: Eukaryota; Metazoa; Chordata; Testudines; Emydidae
Gene: CFAP206
Product: cilia and flagella associated protein 206
Exons: 12
Coding region: 1-1887 (628 amino acids)
Biological process (GO): regulation of flagellated sperm motility; sperm axoneme assembly; regulation of cilium beat frequency
Cellular component (GO): ciliary basal body; axoneme
Source: RefSeq, a predicted model, not a curated record
AUGUAUUGUUGGUCCAGAAUGUCUCACUCUCAGGCUGAAAGUGUCAUAAAGAAUAUAAUUCGUGAAAUAGGACAAGAAUGUGCCAUGAAAGGGCAAACUGUGUCUGAAACCUUGGUGGCUUUCAUGGUGAAAGCUGUCGUUUUGGAUCCAAGGAAUGAGUUUAAUGUGGAUCGAACCCUCACAAAAAAUGAUGUGCAAAAACUUAUUAAGCUCUGUGUUAGUAGACUUCUUGACACAGCAAAUCCAUCCCUGGACACUAUUAAGAUGCAAGUUUACUUUGAUAUGAAUUAUACAAACCGAGUUGAGUUACUUAAUGAGCAGCAUCGCAUUCUAGAGGCCAGGCUGGCCCCCGUGAGCAGAGAAAUCACAGAUAAUCGUGCUCGUACACGAGAAGAGCUGGAGAGCAUUUACCGAAAGAUUGUUAGCUAUGUUCUGCUACGCUCUGGCCUCGGAUCCCCUACAGACAUCAAGGUUGUUAGGGAGGCAACAGCUGCCCUGCAGAGUGUGUUUCCCCAGACAGAGCUGGGUGUUUUUCUCUCUCUCAGUAAGAAGGACAAAGAGCGACAACUGAAAGAACUUACCAUGAUUGUCACAGGAAUUCGGUUAUUCAACAAGGACUGUGGGAAAGGAGGAGAAGGCAUUGAUGACUUACCAGCUAUUCUGAAUGAAGCCAUUCCAGCAGCCACGCAGCCUAUUGAUGCAGAGCUUCGUGCCUCCCAAGAUCUGGCAUACCGCUACACAGCUGUCUUGGAAAUGAUGUGUGAGAGCCCACACAGAAAUAUAGAAGCUAGAUUAUCUAUGUUAAAGGAAGCACUGUUCAAUGUGAGACAACAUGAAGCCUUCCUCUGCAUCAUUCUGUCUGAUGUGAUCACGUGUGCACAAGAAGUUGAAAUGAUGGACAAGCAGUUUGCAGCACAAAUAGAGCAAUUAAAAAACACUGUUCAAGCAAAGACUGCUGUACCUACAUCACACGUUUUUCCUAUCUUUCUAGCACUAUCUAACCUCUGGACGAGCUUUCAGGAUGAGAUAUUGCUGCUGAGUUUCCUGACUAAUUUGACAGUCAGUCUACAGCAGUUCUUGGGAAUCCAUGCACAACUCUUUCCUGAUGAUGUGAUGGAGUCACUUCUCGAAGGAGUGACUGUGAAAAGUGAUGAGCAAAGGAUAAAGGAAACCAUAGGAAUAAAAGUAAAUAUUUCUGAUUUCAAGGAACAAGAGUGGCUUUUUCCAGAAACCACGGCUAAUUUUGAUCAGUUGUUAAUCCAGUACCGUGGGUUUUGUGCUCACACACUUGCUGAAAAAGAUGGCCUCCUCCUCCCAGGAAAUCCUGCUAUUGGAAUUUUGAAACAUAAGGAGAAAUAUUACACUUUCAGUUCCAAGGAAUCAGCAUAUGUUUUUUCCAAAACCCCAGAUAUGUUCAUUCAGUUGAUUGGAGAAAAAGCAAAAGAAUGUGCUGAACUUAUUCAGCUGCUUGAGCUUCAUCAUCAGUUUGAAUCCCUUGCUCCUUAUUCACAGGUCAGAAGUGGAGACAAACGUUCAAUGAAACCAAUUACCAAAUGCAACAGCAGUACUCAGACUGACACCCAUAUAUUGCCUCCAACUAUUGUGAAGUCCUAUGAGUGGAAUGAAUGGGAACUGAGGAGAAAAGCCAUAAAAUUGGCUAAUUUGCGUAGGAAAUUAACUCACUCAGUGCAGACUAAUCUCAGUCAUUUGAGAAGAGAUAACUCCACCCAAGUGUAUCUGCUAAAGGAUUUUGGCACACAGACUAAACUUGACAACUCUAGCAACGUACCCAGGCCACAGAUUUUCCUGGCAGGUCUCCGAGGAGGAUCAACCCCAGCUACUUGUAUGGUCAAAGUGAACUUAACCAGAGCAGUUGAUGAAACCUAA